AUGAUGAAAUACAAAGAUUUUAUGCAUAUUGAUUAUGAUCUUCAUCUAUUGUGCUCAUCUAACUAUGUUAAACUUCAAGAACUUAAAAAUCCUUCAUUAAAUCGUUUUUUACCAACCGAUUUUCGAACUCUUGCACCACAAUUAUUUCAUUCUUUUACGAAUUUAUGUAAAGUAUCAAAUGAUUAUAUCAAGAAAAGUCUUAUUUUAUUUAAUGCAUCAUCAUUUGUCAUAAAAGAAAGUUUCUCUCAAGAAACAUUUAAUCUGAAAAUAAAUACGUACAAAGAUACAUUCAUAUCAACAACAACUCGUUCAUUUGCUCGUAAUCUUGCGAUUAUUCUUAAUAUCACAUGGAGUAAUGAAAUUGUCAGUAGUAGACGUACAAAUUUCCUUUUUCAUCUCGUUGCUACAAAUUCAUUAUUUCAAUUACAAUUUUCUCCACUUAGUUAUUCAAAACCUGAAAAUAUGCAUAAUUUAUGUAUCUGUUCACUUUCAAUGAGAUGUUUCGAUCCAAUGUCGAUCUAUUUGAACAAUAAUACUCAUUUUAAUAAAUUGUUUGAAAUACCUGGUUUCUAUACGGGCUGUUUACAAACUGAAAGUAUUCGUCAUUCUACUCUUAUUUGUUUAUUUAAUCAAUCAUGUGUUGAUCUAAUAUCAUUCUGGCUUAAUAUAUUCACCUUGGAAACUCUUGAUAUUCAUAAUCUUUAUCAUUUCAGUGUUAAUUCUACUAUUGAAAGUAUUCAAAAUGAAAUGUUUGUUGAUCGAUGGAAAGUUUAUUCAUCUCAUCGUGCUUUCUACGAACAAUGUCGACCUAAUUAUUGUUCAUAUACAUUAAUUGAAUAUAAAUCUAUUUGGCUCAUUAUAACAAUUAUGUUGGAACUUAUCGGUGGCUUCAUGAAAAUCAUGAAAUUAAUUCUUCCUCAUUUUGUUCAUUAUAUAUUUCUAUUAAAUUUUUGCUUUUGUCAUAAAAAAAGUCGAACUCUGGUACUGACAAUUUCUUUUCCAAAAUUUUCUAUUCGAUUAAUUCUUCGUCGAUUUUCUCAAUUAAAUUUAUUUUCAUCUAACAGUUCAAACCAAAAUAAUGAACGUGAAAGUCACGAUCAACUGCUUGCUAUUCGUAUAUUUCUUAUAGUUUUUAUUGUUUCAAUUAUUAUUCUUACAACUUAUUCAUCUCAAGUACAACUUACUAAAACUGUAAUAAUUAGCAAUCCUUCGAUUGAGCAAUAUUUUUCAUUAUAUAAAAUUCAUUCUGAAACAAUAUCAUGUCCAUGUGAAAAUAUUGCUAUUCAAAGAAAAACAUUUAUUAGUCUUCAGGCAACAUUUCAUCAAGUAUGUCAAAGUUCAUCAAUAUUUGGUACAAUUUUAUCAUUAUGUCAAUUAUCAUUUAUGACGGUUAACGACGGACUUAUUGAUUUUAAUGCAGCAUCGUUUGUUAGUGUAAAAGUUAUUUCAGAAAAAGAACUUCUUAUGCAAAGUGAAUCUUUAAUUGAUGUAUUCAUAUCGACAAGUGAAAACAUAUUCAUAAAUACAUUACAACUUGUUCGAGAUACAACAUAUGCAAAUUCUCUAUUAUCAGGAUUUGACACUUCAACAACCGUUGAACUUUUUCCAAUUAAUGAGACACUCAUCAAAGUCAGACUCUUACCACGCCAAUAUAAUCUAUCAACAUCUUGUACCUGUUACAAUGAUCCAACAUGUAUUGAACCAGCAGGUAUCUACAGCAAUGAAUCGAUAAUGUCGUUAAUAUAUGAAAUUCCAGGCAUAUAUGUCGCUUGUUAUAUGGUCGAAGCAACUCUAAAAUCAAAUCUCGCUUUUUUAUAUAAUCAAAGUGAAAUUGAUAAAUUUCGUGAAAUUAUUUAA
Molecule: messenger RNA, 1857 nt
Organism: Rotaria sp. Silwood1
Lineage: Eukaryota; Metazoa; Rotifera; Eurotatoria; Philodinida; Philodinidae
Source: the annotation of a GenBank genome assembly